Anisakis simplex (herring worm) is the source of this 297-nucleotide messenger RNA. Lineage: Eukaryota; Metazoa; Nematoda; Chromadorea; Rhabditida; Anisakidae. The record is from the annotation of a GenBank genome assembly.
AACACAUCGAACGUUCCGAUGUAUAUGACGGCUUAUAAUCGUUUGGAUAACUUGAAAGCUUUUGGGAAUGGAACAAAUAUUGGUAACGCAACAAGCACUCAAGAAGACUCGGCCACGUCGAGCAAUGGCCAUUCGUCAGGCAUGCAGUCCGCUGCUGGAGGCUUGCCGCAGUGUAUCGAUUCGCAAUGGAUCGAAACAACGAAUGCAAAAGCACAAGCAAAACUUGAGAUUUUAUCCGCUGAUUUCAAACGACAAAAGGAUGAGGGCGUUAAGAUAGUGGUGUUGGGAGGAAAGUAA